Dimorphilus gyrociliatus is the source of this 2022-nucleotide messenger RNA. NCBI's taxonomy places the organism in Eukaryota, Metazoa, Annelida, Polychaeta, Dinophilidae. The record is from the annotation of a GenBank genome assembly.
GUGUGUGUGUGUGUGCAGUGCUGCAUAUACCUUAAGGGAAUUAUUGAUUUUAAAGCUAUAUUUUCCGUUUCAAGGUCUUAAGGAUAAGUCCAGCACAGCACAUUAAUUAUUACCAGGUUAAAUAAUACCAAGCAAUUAAGCGUGUACAUAGGACAUUAAGUAGACUACGUAAACCCUAUAAUCCUAUAUAUAUUUUUCUUUUAUUAAAAAAAUAAUAAUGAUUUGUCCAUCUUUUCGCUCUUUUUCUCUCUUUCGUUAAAAAUGCAUUUGUAUUCGACGCUUAAAAUAGUUUCCUAUUAUUCAAACAAAAAAACUCAAAUCUAACGGAUAAUCGCUUGUUCUUCUUCUAUAUCUAAUAGGUCUAUUAUUAAUAAAAAAAUACAGAUGAGCGAAAUAGUGGAAUGGAUGCAACAAGACAACACGGGAGUACCUGUGAGAUGCCAGAAGAUCUUCCUAACGACAAUUCCAUGCGCCUUUACAGGUUAUGACGUUGUCGAAUGGCUAUGCGAAAAGUUAAAUAUCGAAGAUUCAGCCGAAGCUAUGCAUUUGGCGUCCUUACUAUGCCAAUACGGUUAUCUAUUCCCGGUUACGGAUACAAAAUCAUUGCAGGUUAGGGACGACGGAUCUCUUUACAGAUUCCAAACUCCCGCCUUCUGGCCAUCCUAUAAUAGUAAACCUGACGACGUCUAUUACGCAAUCUACUUGACUAAACGCAUGAUGCGCAACAAGCAGAAGCACGGCUUAGAAGACUUCGAAUUGAUCGAGCACGCUAGACUUCAAAAGACAUUGUGCGACAAAUGGGAUUUUAUACGCAUGCAAGCCGAGGAGCAAGUUAAAUUGUUAAAGGAAUGUAAAAAGGCUGAUAAAGUCGUGAGGGAUAGCCAAGAACGAGCUUUUUGGAGGGUCAGGAAACCAGGCCCAUCUCAAUUAAACGCCUUCGAGGAGGAUAAGAAAAAAUUGGCGGCCACUCGUCCGAAGCGUAAAUCUGCAGACUUCCUGCAAAGGGAGAUCGCUUUCCUUUUAAAGUCAAUCGACCGAAGUCGGGCUAAGUGUUCGCAUUCGUUCGAAUCACUUCAACACCAUUGUCACCAAUACGCUGAGCAUGAUCCAUUUCUAACUAGUCCUCAACCAUCGAAUCCUUGGAUUAGCGAUGACUCUACAUUAUGGAAUAUUGACGAUCCAAAUGCUGCAGUCUAUACGGAGAAGAGGAUGAAGAGAUGGGCUUUCAGUUUCGAUGAAUUAUUGCGAGAUCCCGCUGGUAUUCAAGAAUUUGAAAACUAUUUAAAGAAGGAAUAUAGUUCAGAGAAUAUACGUUUUUGGAAAGAAUGCGAAAAAUUGAGGUUUUUACCAUUAUCCAAGGUGGAAAAGAGGGGAGAGGAAAUCUUUUAUGAAUUUCUGGCGAAGCACGCAUCGUCCGAAGUAAAUAUUGACGGAAGAACUAUGGAGAACACAAGGCAGGCUCUAAAGAAGGCUGAUCGAUUUACAUUUCGCGAGGCUCAGGAACAUAUCUACUUGCUCAUGAAGAAAGACAGCUACGUAAGGUUUAUCAGGGGUGACGAUUAUCAAACACUUUUGGCCAAUGCAGUUUGUCCUAGUAGUAGGAAGAAAUUCUUCUCCUUCGUGUCAACUGUGACUGCGGCUAAUAAGAAACAAAAAACACCCAAUUUGAGUCCAAGCGCCAAAAGAAGGGGAAGCGCAACAGGUUUAGAAGGAAAAGCCGGAAACGGUGGACUUUCUCAACAUUCUUUUUCAACCGGAAAUCUAAGAGAACUAGACGACAGAUCUACUAAAAGUUCACCAAACGGGUCUAGCACUGACUUGAAAGACGAAAAAGAAAUUAGAAGAAAGUUCUCUGCCAAAUCUCUCAAACAGAAGCUUGACGAUCUCGUCUCACCCAAAGAACAAAAACUUUCUGUACCUAAGAACAGUCGGGGACCGAUUGUAAAUUCAAACCAGGCUAACGAUUCUUGCGGCGUUGAAACCAUUGCAGUACCGAAUGUCGUUGCUCCUUGGGAUGAUUGA